AUGCCUCGCAGACAUGUCGUCGUCGUGAAUCGCGUGUAUGCGUUCGUUUUCCUUGUUGUUCCGCAUUCCGAUGGGACCAAAGAUCGGCCGAGUUUUGAGAAAUUACUUUCCGCAUUUGAAUGUCUAUUUCCUGGUACAAUAGUCUCGCAAUGCUUUUCCGGUAAGGCAAAAUCCAUUCAAGAUAGAGUGAUAUGUACAGGGUACAUCUCCAAGACUAUGUUGUUCUGGUCUGGUACCAAAGAAUUAAAAUUACUCGGCAGAACGGAGUAAUCUAGCCACUUGAAAGUUGGUGUCAAGUACAAUUGGACGGACGAGUAGCUAUUCAGUUAGCUACAAAACGGCUACAACACAACUCCAUACAUUGUAUUAUCAUCGUGAAUUUGUCAUUUCAAAAUCAUUGGAACUUUCAAAAGAUAUGAAAGGAACUAGGCGACUUAAAAAGAUUUUCCGGGCAUUCUUGAAGGCACGUUAAAUAAGCAAAAAAAAAUAUUAGAUACGAUUUCUAGGUACCCCAACAGUAAUGAUUUAUAGCACCGGUCCAGGCGUUAUGAGCAAAGAAAAUUUCAGAGUUCGCGCCCUAGGGCAUUCAGCGAAAUGUCACGACCGAUAAUUUUUUGGACGAAAAGCCACGAAAAAUCCCGAGAAAAAAUUCUCGAGAAAUUGUUGAUCGAUCCGGCCGGCAGAAAGUGCGGUUUUGGUUUUGGACGUUUUGUUCAUGUUUAUUGAGCUCGUUCCUGCAAAAAAUUCUUUGAAUUUUAUAAUAUUGGCAUGAUUUGAAUUUCAGGAUUCUCCAGUACCAUAUCGGAGAAGAUUGUUCAGCUUGAGCGCACUUCCUGUUUCUAAUUCUCAGACCUUACUAACCAAUAGAAUUUAUCAGUCGGUUCUCUUUCAGAGGACCCAAAAUUGAACCAACCCUGAAGCAUUCACACGUAAAUAGCAAAGUAAGACAUUCUUUUCUCCGUGAUAGCGUUUUGCAGGUUUAACAACUAUUUCUUCUUUUUCAGGACUCGGCCUAUAACCGCAACCAGCGGUCCAUGUCGCUGGGCGGCCCGGCUCAUGAGUCUUUGCUGUGCAUGCAGCCAUCGAAAACAAUUGAAGUUAGCCGGGGCAAAAAUGGUAAGGUUUUAAUUUUAUUUUUUGAAUUUAGGUAAUUAAUACGAUUCAAAACGAGAAGAAAAGAAACAUGUAUGAGUAAUUUUAUUAUCUACUUUUAGGUGUCUUUGUGGUGCUUUUGGUGGAGAAUACUCGAUUUAUUGUCGAUCCCCAAGUUUUAUUGAGUAAGCCAGAUACGAUGUUGGGCAGGAUGUUUGCCCUACGAUCACAACAAGAAAAGAACAAGACCGAUCUGGUCAGACCGAAUGACCAGGAUGAGUACGAAGUUGCGGAUGGGAUCAGUGCCAACUGUUUUAAAGGUGUUUUGGUACGUCUUAGUAGGUGUUGAAAAAUGUGUUUAGGAUUAUUAUCAUCACGGAUUCAUUAGAGUCCCGCCGUCAGUGAGUGUAUCCGAAUUGAGAGAGGCGUGUGACUACAUGUUGAUUCCGUUUGGUGUAGAUACGGUCAAAUGCCAAGACCUGAGGGGGUUAUUACAUGAAUUGAGUAAUGAUGGAGCAAGAACACAGUUUCUUGUUUUUCUCGAGAAUGUUAUACUUCCUCAACUGGUUAUCAGUGCUGACGUAUGUAAUGAUUUGUGAUGAAUAGCUGUACGUUUAGAGAGGAGAUAGGGAGUGUCACAUUGUUGUACUUUUGGAUGAUGAUAUCGUUGAAUGGGAUCAAGAAUAUCCACCCCAAAUGGGCGAAGAUACCAGUCAAGUGGUCUACAGUACCAAUUUAUACAAAUUCUUUAAAUACGCAGAGAAUCGAGAUGUAGCGAAGCAAGUUUUGAAGGAACAUGAACUCAAGAAGAUCAGAUUGGGGAUUGAGGGAUAUCCAACUCACAUGGAGAAAGUGAAAAGACGUCAGAACAAAGCCGAAGUUAUUUACAACUAUGUCCAACGACCUUUUCUACAUUGUUCUUGGGAGAAGGAGGAGGCUCGCUCUCGGCAUGUCGAUUUUGCUUGCCCCAUCGUAAAGUCCAAGUCAAAUCCAAGUUUGGCGACGGCUUUCAGUGAUCCAUUGCCUCAGGUAAUAAUUUUUUUCGGUAGAUUUUUUGUAAUUGCGGGGAUGCAGCGCUUUUAUCUUUUUACGAUUAAACAAACGUGUUUUAGCCGGCACCACUUCAAAAUAAUGGACAGGCCCAGCAAAACGAAGCUGCUCCACCAGCACAGCGGCCUCAUAUUGACGAUGGAAUACCAGUGGAAGAUCCCUUAAGAUUAGGAGUAGAGGAAUUACAGAUCGGCCAACAGGUAAUCUCCAUUGUAAUAUUAAUACCAGAAUUCAGAGAGCCCAGCCCCUCCGAUCGCCUCCAGUACAAGCCCGGCAAUUGGAUAAUCAAGAAGUUGACGACUGA
Molecule: messenger RNA, 2446 nt
Organism: Bursaphelenchus xylophilus (pine wood nematode)
Lineage: Eukaryota; Metazoa; Nematoda; Chromadorea; Rhabditida; Aphelenchoididae
Source: the annotation of a GenBank genome assembly